Molecule: messenger RNA, 408 nt
Organism: Lactuca saligna
Lineage: Eukaryota; Viridiplantae; Streptophyta; Magnoliopsida; Asterales; Asteraceae
Source: the annotation of a GenBank genome assembly
AUGGACAAAUCAUCAUGGGGACGAACUUCCAGUGAAUCAAAGUCUUUCCGCGCAUUACUUCCAUCGGAUGGUUGCCAUCGUUAUACAUUCAAAGAGUUGAAAUUUGCUACAAGUGAAUUUAAUGAAAGUUGUGUCAUAGGCAAUGAAGGGUUUUGUAAAGUAUAUAAAGGGUAUAUGGAGAAGACUAGAAACAAUGUAGCAAUCAAAGAGGUCAACAAAUCAUGCAGUCAACAUUUUAAUGAAUUCCAAACAGAAAUAGCGAUGCUGUCGAAACUACGACAUGUUCAUCUAGUAUCCCUGAUUGGGUACCGUGAUGAGAAUGGAGAGAUGAUACUAGUGUAUGAGUACAUGGCUCAGGGUACUCUACAGGAACAUAUUUACAACACAAACAACCCUCCAUUGUCAUAG